AUUAUUAAAUGAAAAAAAGUGUAAUCCUCAAGAGAGGAAUUUGAAUUUUGCAAGAAUGAUUCUUCCUGCAUGCACAGCAACACCAAUACAGCAUUCUCAGCCUCCAAAACCAGCUUCACCUAUUCCACUUCCAAAACAAGCAAACCCCACUUUUUCUCCCUAUAAUCCCAACACAAACCAAAGCUUCUCCCUGAGACACAACACCAAACACACCGACCCCACCGUGGCAUGGACCUCCUCCAUAGCUCACCACUGCCGAAGUGGCCAACUGGUUGAAGCUGCUUCCACAUUCGUGCGCAUGAGGGAAGCUGAGGUUGAACCCAAUAACAUCACUCUCAUCACGCUACUCUCUGGUUGCGCUCACUAUCCUUCUCCCAGCAGCGUCUCCUUUGGAGCCACGGUGCACGCUUACGCUCGCAAACUGGGCUUGGACAUGAACGAUGUCAAGGUGGGUACGGCAUUGAUUGACAUGUACGCCAAAUCCGGUAAUGUGGAUUCAGCUAGAUUGGUUUUCGAUCAAAUGGGUCUCAGAAAUUUGGUGUCUUGGAACACGAUGCUUGAUGGGUACAUGAGGAGUGGGGAAAUUGAAGAUGCACUCCAACUGUUUGAUGAAUUUCCUGUGAGGAAUGCCAUUUCUUGGACCGCACUCAUUGGCGGGUUUGUGAAGAAAGAUUAUCACGAGCAAGCGCUGGAGUGCUUUCGAGAAAUGCAGCUCUCUGGGGUGGCUCCUGAUUAUGUGACUGUUAUUGCUAUCAUUGCGGCGUGCGCCAACUUGGGUGCGCUCGGUCUUGGGUUGUGGGUGCAUCGACUUGUGAUGACACAAGACUCUUUAAAGGACAAUGUUAGAGUUUCCAACUCUUUGAUAGACAUGUAUGCUCGAUGUGGGUGUAUAGAGAUUGCUCGUCAGGUGUUCGACGGAAUGCGUCACCGAACCAUGGUAUCAUGGAACUCUAUCAUUGUGGGUUUUGCUGCUAAUGGGCUUGCAGAUGAGGCUCUGAGUUUCUUCAAUUCAAUGCAGAAGGAAGGGUUUGAGCCAGAUGGAGUCAGCUACACAGGUGCUCUGACCGCGUGCAGUCAUGCUGGACUAAUUGAUGAGGGGCUCAGAAUCUUCAAUAAGAUGAAGAGAGUUCGUAGAAUUGCACCUAGAAUAGAGCAUUAUGGUUGCCUGGUUGAUCUCUAUAGUAGAGCUGGGAGGUUGGAGGAGGCUUUGGAUGUAAUUAAGAAUAUGCCAAUGAAGCCAAACGAAGUGGUGUUGGGGUCAUUGCUUGCUGCUUGUAGGACCAAAGGGGAGAUUGGGUUGGCUGAAAAGGUGAUGAAGUAUCUUGUUGAAUUGGACCCCGGAGGGGAUUCCAAUUAUGUGCUUCUUUCUAACAUAUAUGCAGCGGUUGGAAAGUGGGAUGGUGCAAACAAGGUUAGGAGGGCAAUGAAAGACCGCGGUAUACGAAAGAAACCAGGCUUUAGUUCCAUUGAGAUUGACUCCAGCAUUUACAAAUUUGUGGCGGGUGACAAGUCUCACGAGGAGAAUGGGUCUAUUUACGCAUCGUUGGAACUUCUUUCCUUUGAACUACAACUAUGUGGCUAUGUUCCUGAUUUCUCUGAUAAAGAAACUUAUGAGGAUGAUUGAAUUUUGUAAUCAAGUUACUCAAUUUGUUAACAGAUCUACUAAUUAAGUUAUAGAAGGUGAUUGAUAUACAUUGUGGACGUGUAAAAGAUUAAAUCACUUUUUGAAAUGGAGAGAGUGUAAUCUUUUGUGCCUUUUGUUGCUGAUGGUUUCAUGCCAUCAAGCAAUUUCCAUUCC
This is a messenger RNA of Lotus japonicus, 1798 nucleotides long. Its product is annotated as pentatricopeptide repeat-containing protein At1g05750, chloroplastic. NCBI's taxonomy places the organism in Eukaryota, Viridiplantae, Streptophyta, Magnoliopsida, Fabales, Fabaceae. Bases 56 to 1624 code for a protein of 522 amino acids. Gene Ontology annotation, biological process: RNA modification. Gene Ontology annotation, molecular function: protein binding; RNA binding. The transcript has a single exon. The record is from RefSeq and is a predicted model, not a curated record.